ACCCACUUCCUGCCUGCGCUCACUCUUUUGCAGAGUCGGACACAGUCAGUUCCUGUGGUGGUGUGAGGUGUGAAGGAGAUGGCAGAAAAGAGCUUAGAUGUGAGCGUCUCCGCUUGCCGGAGGUGUUGCAGUCUUUCCGCCGAGAGCCGCACGCACAGCAUAGGAACGUCUAAAUGGGUCCGGCUGAAUGUGGGGGGCACCUAUUUCCUGACGACGCGGCAGACUCUAUGCAGGGACCCGAAAUCAUUUCUGUAUCGUCUUUGCCAGGCCGACCCUGACCUCGACUCCGAUAAGGAUGAAACUGGUGCCUAUUUAAUAGACAGAGACCCCACAUAUUUUGGUCCAGUUCUAAAUUAUCUGAGACAUGGGAAACUUGUCAUCAAUAAAGAUUUGGCAGAAGAAGGAGUCCUGGAAGAAGCAGAGUUCUAUAAUAUUACAUCCUUAAUAAAAUUAAUAAAAGACCGGAUAAGAGAGCGAGACAGUAAAACAUCUCAGGUUCCUGUGAAGCAUGUGUACAGAGUCCUGCAGUGCCAGGAAGAAGAGCUGACCCAAAUGGUCUCAACAAUGUCAGAUGGUUGGAAGUUUGAACAGCUUGUCAGUAUAGGCUCCCCGUACAGCUACGGGAGGGACCACCAGUCAGAAUUUCUGCUGAUUGUGUCGAGGGAAGUGAAGGGAGAGGAGACCGGUUUCCAGAACCGCAGCAGUGAGCUGGUCAGCAUUGGUUCUUCCUAUAAUUAUGGAAAUGAAGAUCAGGCAGAAUUUCUGUGCGUUGUUUCAAAGGAGCUGCAUAACGCCCCAUGUGGCACAAACAGUGAACCAAGUGAGAAGGCCAAGAUUCUACAAGAAAGAGGCUCACGAAUGUGAAAAAGUUCCAUGGACGUUGCCUGUCUAUGUAUGCAAAAUUAAAUACG
Messenger RNA from Polypterus senegalus (gray bichir), 911 nucleotides. RefSeq names its product BTB/POZ domain-containing protein KCTD5. The record is from RefSeq and is a predicted model, not a curated record. The coding region runs from base 79 to 864 and encodes 261 amino acids. Gene Ontology annotation, molecular function: cullin family protein binding. NCBI's taxonomy places the organism in Eukaryota, Metazoa, Chordata, Cladistia, Polypteriformes, Polypteridae. Gene Ontology annotation, biological process: protein homooligomerization; proteasome-mediated ubiquitin-dependent protein catabolic process. The transcript is spliced from 7 exons. Gene Ontology annotation, cellular component: Cul3-RING ubiquitin ligase complex; cytoplasm.